AUGGAAUCGAAUGGUGCUAGUGUUGAGAACAACCGCUGGAACGAAGAAAACAUAAACAUGAAAGUAUCAGACUCACAGCCCACACUGAUUCGACUCUAUAACAGACUGUGUACUGGACAGCUGGGCAUUGCUGUGAAGGUGGCAGCAUUUGUUACUGUGGUAGUAGUGAUAUUCCUACUUGGAUACGUCACAGGAUACUACGUUCACCGAUGCUGA
Messenger RNA from Triplophysa dalaica, 216 nucleotides. Its product is annotated as small integral membrane protein 1-like. Lineage: Eukaryota; Metazoa; Chordata; Actinopteri; Cypriniformes; Nemacheilidae. The coding region runs from base 1 to 216 and encodes 71 amino acids. The transcript has 2 exons. The record is from RefSeq and is a predicted model, not a curated record.